Molecule: messenger RNA, 1016 nt
Organism: Trichoderma virens Gv29-8
Lineage: Eukaryota; Fungi; Ascomycota; Sordariomycetes; Hypocreales; Hypocreaceae
Exons: 1
Coding region: 101-745 (214 amino acids)
Biological process (GO): protein folding; response to hydrogen peroxide; response to salt stress
Source: RefSeq, a predicted model, not a curated record
CACACACAAACAAACCAGCAAACACAAACACAACAAACACUCUUACAACACACUCUCACAACAUCCUUUUAUUAAAUCAAUCAUCAACCAAUCAUCCAAAAUGGCCUUCUUCCAGCGCAACUUUUACACUCCCGAGACCUCCUUCACUCCUCUCUUCCGUCUUCUAGAGGACUUUGACACCUACUCCCGCCAAGGCAACGACAACCAGCGUUCCAGCCGCCGCGCUAUCGCUCAUUGGCAGCCCAAGUUUGACGUCCGCGAAACGGGCGAGGCUUAUGAGCUACAUGGCGAGCUCCCUGGAAUGAACAAGCAGGAUGUCCACAUCGAGUUUACCGACCCUCAAUCGAUCGUCAUUCGCGGCAAGGUUGAGCGCACCUACACGGCUGGCACCCCGCCUGCUGGCGCUCUUGAAGAUGCCUCUAUGAGCGGUGCUAUCACCGAGUCUGGCGAGCAUGAGCGUCCCAAGUCUCCUCAUCAGGCUACUGUUGAGGACGAGGCCGACGAAGGAACCACCGCUGCCACUACCGAGGGCGAAGUGGUCAAGGCUGAUUCGCCUAAGAAACAACCUGCCGACUCUGCCAAGUAUUGGCUCACCGAGCGCAGUAUCGGUGAAUUCUCCCGCUCUUUCAACUUUCCCUCUCGUGUCAACCAGGAUGGUGUGACGGCCAGCUUUAAAGACGGCAUCCUCAACGUUGUCGUUCCCAAGGCGGCCAAGCACGAGCCUCGCCGAAUCACCGUGUUCUAAAGCACUACGUCUAAAGCACUACGAGAACAAUAUUUGUCAUUAUAUCUUGUUAGUUUUCAAUUCUCGUCGACCCGCAUGAUACAAAAAUACGCAUUUCGGAGGAGAAAAACAAUGCAUGGAAAGGCGUUUUGAAUUUUGAGUUACCAACGUUGAAGAUCGAUCUCUUAAAAAAAAAGGAACCAGCAAUUAGGAGAGUCCGAGUUACAUGAAUGCUAUAGUUUAAUUACCCUCAUUUUAGCUAUAAUAAAUAUUAAGUCAUUCAUUCAAACUG